AUGUCAGGAGUCCACUGUCUGUAUAUAUUCGACAGGGCGGGGACGUGUUUGUACUAUCGCGAGUGGGACAGGCCAUGCCGGCCCACGGGGAGCCAGGAGGAUGAGCAGAAGAUGAUUUUCGGUCUCUGUUUCACGCUCAAGACCCUGGCGGCCGCCAUCGACCCAACGGAGGGGCGCAAGCCGCUGGGAAGCGCGCUCAAGAUCGGGGAGGGCUCCGCGUUCCGCAGCUUCGCGACAAACAACUACCGCACGCACUUCCAGGAGCAUCCGUCAGGUAUCAAGCUGAUCCUGCUGACCCGGACGGACUGGAUAGACUGUCAGCCGCUCCUGCGGCACAUUUACGAGCACGCGUACGUGCCGUACGUGGUGCGCAACCCCCUGUGCCAACCGGGGGUGCCCUUCCAGUCCGAGGGCUUCGAGAGCGAGCUGGAGACCGUGAUAGGCGCGGAAACGAAGUGA
This is a messenger RNA of Pedinophyceae sp. YPF-701, 459 nucleotides long. The record is from the annotation of a GenBank genome assembly. NCBI's taxonomy places the organism in Eukaryota, Viridiplantae, Chlorophyta, Pedinophyceae.